Dromaius novaehollandiae (emu) is the source of this 3077-nucleotide messenger RNA. It is a transcript of the gene SRRD, whose product is annotated as SRR1 domain containing. Gene Ontology annotation, biological process: microtubule-based process. The transcript is spliced from 7 exons. The coding region runs from base 129 to 956 and encodes 275 amino acids. Gene Ontology annotation, cellular component: nucleus; cytoplasm. NCBI's taxonomy places the organism in Eukaryota, Metazoa, Chordata, Aves, Casuariiformes, Dromaiidae. The record is from RefSeq and is a predicted model, not a curated record.
GCUCAGGGCCACGUGACUGCGCUGGCUCUACGGGGGCCGGGCGGGGACACGCAGCCGCGGUGGCGGUCGCCGUUCGGGGACACGUGACCUCGCGGUCGCUACGGGGGCCGGGCGGGGACAGGCAUCGCAUGGCGGCGGCGGGCGGGUGGCGCGCGGCGGGCCGGCGGCGGGCCCGGGCGGCGGGGGCGGCGGGGGGGGGCAGCUCGGUGCUGCGGCGGCUGCGGGAGGCGCGGGACGACCUGCUGGGCUCCGGCUUCUGGGCGGCGAGCGCCGGAGCCAUGCGGGGCCCGCUGGGCCGCGGCGCCGAGCAGGCGGCGGGUGGCGCGGCGCGGCCCUGGCGGUGCGUCUGCUACGGCCUGGGGCGGUUCUGCUCCUGCCCCGCCGCCCGCUACCAGCUCGCCUUCCUGCUGCUGCUGCUGGAGGAGCUCUCGGUGCCACGCAGCCAGUGCUUCGUCUUCGACCCCGCGUUCUCGGAGCAGGAGCUGGCCGUGCUGGGCGAGUUGGGCCUGCGCGUUCUCCCCGACAACGAGGAAGGGAAACACUGCGUUCAUGAGUCUGCCACUCUCUUUUACAUGAUCCACUGUGGAAAAGCUCUGUAUAACAAUCUGCUGUGGAGUAACUGGUCCAUAGGGGCACUGUCCAAAAUGGUCAUAAUCGGAAACAGCUUUAAAGGAAUCGAGGAAAGGCUGUUGUCAAGAAUCCUGGAGAGAGAUUAUUCUUACAUAGCAAAGGUGUUAAAAGGGACAGAGGAAAUUGCAUUUCCAACUCACCCUCGGUAUAUGGAUACGUUUAAUGACACCUCCAUCCACUGGUUUCCCUUGCAAAAACUCAAGGAACUCUCCAGCGAGGUCUGGGAGUUCCUGGAAGAACCUGCUUACCAAGAGUGCGACGAUCUGGAGAUCAUCAGGAAGGAAGACAAAGUUAACCCGUGCAGUCCUGCUGCAGUGGAGUCUUGACUGUGCUCUGCAGCUGGUGCCUUAUUUGGUAGGAUAACUUCCCCCUUCCCUCAGCAACUGUGUGUGCUCGAGGUUAAGCUCAAGGAUUGGCAAUGUCAUCAUCGUCUGCCAAACUUAAAAGUCGCAGCACCUGAAAACUGACUUUUGUGGGACAAUUUUGUCUCUAAAAGUGAUUAUUUAAUAAAUGUAAAAGCUAUGCUGUGGCUUAUGCUCACUUAACUGCAGCUAGUUUUUUAACUAAAAAAAAAAAGUUUUAAACCACCCAUGCUGCUUAAUGAUCACUCUUUUGCACAAUUCAGUCUUUGUCUAUACUUCUCAUAAUUUGAAGUAUCCAGAAGGGGGUAUUAUUUGUGAAGGAUUUAUAGUUCAAGGUAUUAAACCUAUAUUUGGAACUGGAUAUUAAAACACCUCAGCUGAGGACUGGACAGGACUUCAGCUGUCUAGUGCCACUGAAAACAGCUCUUCAGCCCCAUUCUUCUGUGAAGAAUUGGGUCUUUCCCUUCUAGAACAAAAGGGAAGGAAGAAAAGGGGGGAAAAAUGUUACCAUUCCUCACUACUGAGUUUCCCAUAGUAUAUGUUCUGUGAACAUGCUGAAAAAUCACCUCCCUUUCAGUGCUGCGUUUUGACAGGGCAAAGAGGGGCUCCUGGAGCCAACAAGGGCCUGAGGUUUAGAACAGGCACCAGUUUGGAUGAGCCAGCAGCACACCACGGCCUGGCUCUGUUUGGUAGAGAAGGGCCACCCUGAGUGAGGGACGUUAUCAGGAUAAGAAUUUUCACUGGCAGCAGUUAGAGGCUGUGAAGUCUUCAUCAGCAGGGACUUCCGAGACUCAGCUUGACAAAGCCCUUGCUGAUCUGGGGUUGGUAAUAGCCCUGCUUUGAGCAGAGAACAACCUCCAGCAGUCCCUUCUAACCCUCACUUCCCUAAUGGUGUGAAAGGACAACUGAGGGGUCUGUAUCAGAGGUGGCAAUUACCUCAGCAUCAGAACUGCUCGUUUCUCCUUAGCACCAACUUCCACAUGUAAUUUUAUCUGUUGACACUAUUUGAACAGCUCUAAGAAAAAAAUCCUGGCAUACAGCUGAAGUUUCAUCUAUUUACAAAUUUGUAACUUCUUUAUUCUAAGACAGUUACAUUAAAAUAAUAGCAAGAUAAUCUUCAUAGUUCAAAGCAGGGGCCUUAUUUAGCCAUAUCAAUGAGACUCUGGAGAGAGGUUGGCACCCAAGUCUUUUCUCCCUGUACAAAUACAACGCCUCUGUCAAUGUAAAUCACAAUCCGUCCAAACGUAUACAGCUGUUUUCCUUCAUGACGUUUUCCAAUCACAGGCAUGAAAACAAUAUUGUGUUCCUCUGCUUUUGUUUGAAUUAGGUCCUUAAAAUUCAUUGGCACAGAGCUGGCAGCCAUGCCUAUGCCUCGCUGGGCCAUGUUCUCAGCCUCCCGACGCUCCUGCAUGGCUUCAUACUGAAAGUCUUUCCUUCGCUCUGUGUGCGUGAGGUAGGCAAUGUUCUCCCGAGCACCUGGCUGCAUGUAGCCACCUGUUUGGGAGUGAGAAGAAACAUGUGAAAACAAGGUCCCAGUCCAUUCCUAGCACAAGGUGUCUAAGUAAGCUCCCAUCCAGGGCACGGGAACUAUCAAAUCCUGUAAAGCAGAUUCAUAAAGUUUUGAAUCCUCCUUUUCAGACAUUAGUGUUUAAGUUUUAUAGUGUUAAUCCUGGUAUGACGUAUACUAGGUAGGUCAACCAGUGAACUGCAAAAACAGCAGAAUUUGAUACAAUCCCAGUUUGUACCUGAGCAUGCAUAGCAGCAGAGGAUGCUGUGCUGCUACUGACAAAGGGAAGAUCUGAACAACAGGUUUUGUCUUUAGAAGAGUGGUUUUUUGUUCUUUCUGACCUGUGGUCUCCACAUGCCACCCCUGAGUUACAAACAGUGACUGCUACAAAAAUCAAGCAGCAUCACAUUGCAGGAAGAGGCAAUUCAUCAAAAAGUACUGUAUCAGUUUCAGUUCACUUUGCGGCUGCCCUGAAUACCACACCAGAAGUUUUGCAACAGAUAAACUCUUCUUUGUGCAAUGCUUGCCUGCAAUUGUGUCAUUUUACUACCGAAAUAAAUAUAACACCUUAAAAUAAA